Messenger RNA from Candidula unifasciata, 3186 nucleotides. The record is from the annotation of a GenBank genome assembly. Lineage: Eukaryota; Metazoa; Mollusca; Gastropoda; Stylommatophora; Geomitridae.
AUGUCGACUGUACCCGGGACCCGGAGAGUCAACACUUUCGAUGUGUUUGUGGGCAAUUUACCUGCAGAUGCUGACCAGAGAAAGAUUGGCAAAUUGUUCUCUAAAUAUGGAGAAGUCCACAACAUAUGGAUUAAUACUGCCACGGAUGGAAAUAAAUAUGGAUUGGUGAAAUAUUACUGCGAGGAAGAUGGCUUGAAAGCUAUAGAGGAGACAAAUGGGAUGAUAUUUGAAGGAGGAAAGCCCAUUAAUGUGAAAAAGGCUGUUAAAAGGGGUGGUGCUUUACUAAGAAAAGAUGGGGAUUCCGAUGGAAACCAAGAGAAGGAAGAGGGCAGACUGCCCAUGUCCCUGAAACAGAGGAAUCCAGACAUUGUGCCGGUAAUGGAAUCUGGUACAGGGCUUCCAAACAAAAGGGACAUGGAGAAGUUGAUGGUAUCCUUUGUGGAAACUCCCAUUGCUCUUUGGGGACAAAAACUGUGUCCGGAAAAUAUUGAUGAAUUGUCAAACAUCAUAGAGCAGUUAGCUAUUAUUUGUCCAGAUGCCUCAAAACUCACAGGAAAGCCAGAAAGUGAUAAGAUUUAUGGAGCACAGUACUCAGAAGAUGACUGUUGGUAUAGAUGUUCUGUUCGUUAUGUUUACAGUUCAGAACGAGUCAAAGUACAGUACAUUGACUUUGGCAACAUGGAAGAAGUGAACCCAUCCACCCUGGUAGAACUGCCUAAAUCUUUGACUGCUCUACCGCCUUGUGCUAUGAAGUUUGUGCUGAAUUCUCUAUGGUGUAACAACAAUCAUGAUCCUAAUGCAAUCAAAUUUGUGAGGGAGAUGGUUGAAGGCAAGGAGGUUGAAGUCUACACAACUGCUCGUUUGUCCGAUCACACUGGCUUUUUUGCUGAUAUUUACAUCGAUGGUGUAUGUCUCAAUGAGAAGAUGCUGGAAAACAAUCUUGCUUUUAGAAAACCUGGACUUGAACAAAGAGGAUUGAAAGGCAGAAAUCAAGGAGCUGAUGGGGACACCAACAGUAACAAUAGUUUUAAAGGAGGUUUACUGAAUCAGCGAGAUGGCCAGAGAAAAUUUGAAACUGAGAAAGAUGAAAUUAACAAUCUUCGAUGGAAAUUAAAGAAUUUGCAGACUGAGUACACAUCUUUGUCCAACAAAGCACAGGAGAAUGAUCUAUCAUUGCAGAUAAAGAAUCUCCAGAUAUUGUCCAGCAUGGUUAAAAAACUGCGCAACCAAUUUCCCAUUGACAAGGAUACCCCGUUGGAUGUGGCCAUCAGUUUAGUUCAAGGUUGUGACAAAAUUGAUGUCAGCAUGGCAGCCUCACUUCCAGAGGUCAUCAGUGCAAUCAAUGCUUGCAAGAAUGCACAGGAUGAUAUUCUCAAGUGCUCUGACAAUGCUGUCCUUCAAGAGAAAAUAGAAACUAGAGACAAUUUACGAAGGGACUUGCAUAACAAGUUGAAUACAACAAUCCAGGAGUUGAACAAAGUUCCCUUGCAAGACAGAGGAAAGCAAGUCCAGGAUGUUGUUGCAGCCUUGACAAAACAUUAUGACGCUUUUAUCAAGAUACCAAUCCCAAAUUUGCCACCCAUAGACAGUCUGAUACCAUCGUUUCAGGAUUGGAAGGAAAAGAAAAAGGGUGAGGUUAUAGAAUGUCGCAGUUUUAGUGACUUGAUGGAGUCCUCAGUAAAUGCAGCCUUUGUGCAGUUGAAAACUCAAAUAUCCAUCAGUUGUGAAUGUGUGGAACCAGAAUCUUCUGAUGACCUUGAUUCCACUUUGAAAAAUUACGCUAAAGCUUUGCAGCAGGAAGUAACAGUCUCUGAUACAGAAAAUAGUCCAGAUGCUAUCAUCAUAGGCUCUUUAGUCCAAGCACUGCUGCGUGAGCUGUCAGAGGAAGCCAUGUGUGUCGACCACCUCUCCAAUGUUCUCCAUGAGUUUUCUGCUCUCAAGGAACAGAUUUCUCCAUGGUUAGAUGCUAAACCCUCCACUGCUGAACUUCAGACAGUGAAAGGCAAGCUAAAGUCUUUGAAGUCCAAGUUGCGACACAAACUGGCAGACAAAAUGGAUGCAGAAGAGAACCAUGAUACUAAAGAGCUCGAAGAAAUUGCAAAAGAUCUGGAAGACAUUAGGAGUAAAAUUCAUAAAGCCCUCAUUGAAGAGGACAAGCUUAUGUCUGAGCUGAGUCAGUUGGCCAGUGCACAUUUUCCAGAACUUCUACACUCGGACUCAGACACAGGAUUUAGCACUUACUUGACUUACAAAGGGCUAGUCAAGCAAUCGCAGGCUCUAGAUCACUUCACACUAACCAGCAUUGGCAGCAGCUCCAGUGGAAUGUAUGAAUCAUCCUUUGAUGGAGAACCAGUGAUCCUCAGAGAAUACUUCCUUAGUAAUGGAAACCACUUGGAUAAAGAGGAGUUUCUCUCACGUAUGGCACUCUACACUAAUGCUUCAUCUAGCAAUCUGGAGACAAUCUGUGCCGUAUUCUUUGACAAGAACAACCGCCAUGCUUACGUUCAAGUGAAGAAACAGGGAGAGUUACUAUCCACUCUUGUUGAGUCUUCAAAGUUGACAAAACAGCAUUGCCAGUCAAUUAUCAGAAGCAUUGCUAGAGCACUGCAGGCUUUGAAUCUCUACAAUUUUGUCCAUGGACAAGUUCAGCCAGAAUUCAUAAUGGUGGAUGAAGAAGGGAAUGCGAAGCUGCUGCCUCCAGACUUUUCACUGACAGAUACUGACAGAUGCAGAUCUCGAUACACAACCAGCAAUGGAAUUGAUAUUAUAGCACCAGAGAUGAAGCAAAACAUGAUCCCAGUGGAACCUGGUCAUUCUGUAGAUAUUUAUUGCUUAGGACUGCUCGCUUUAUGGAUGCACUACCCAAAUACUCAUUUCAUGGAGAGAAAAGAUGGAACUUUGGACUUCUCUUCUUUACCGAUGGAUCGACGGCUUGGAAUCUUCCUAAUGAAGCUCCUGUGUCCAAAUCCAUUGCUAAGACCAACAGCAGAUUUGUGUCUCAGAUCAGAAUACCUCACCCAGCCAGUGGUAGCAGAGACAUUGCCUACAGAAGGCCAGUCUGCAUUAUAUUCAUUGGCACAAAGCCAGGAUCCAUCAGGGGGAAGGAACUCUGCCAGCCCAGCUUCUGUCCUGUCACAGAACAGUAAUGAUGGCAUUGUGUUUGCAGAGAGCGGUGCAGGUUUGCAG